This is a messenger RNA of Rhipicephalus sanguineus (brown dog tick), 952 nucleotides long. Its product is annotated as juvenile hormone acid O-methyltransferase. Lineage: Eukaryota; Metazoa; Arthropoda; Arachnida; Ixodida; Ixodidae. The record is from RefSeq and is a predicted model, not a curated record. Bases 30 to 932 code for a protein of 300 amino acids. The transcript is spliced from 3 exons.
AGCGCAUAGCCAGCGCACCACUUGCCGCGAUGUCCAGUUCUCCUAUCCUGGAUAACGAAGCCGCAAAUAGUGAGGAUCAUCAGACUGAAACGAUAGAGGAAGGCCUUGACCCGGUCUCAUUCACUUACCUGAAGGCUAACAUGUACCGAGAGCACCAGAACGUGUUGGAAAAGGUGAAAUUUCGGCAACAGCAGGGCGAUGAUUGGAGGUACCUAGAUUUGGGCUGUGGACCGGGUAACUUUCUUAAGGAAAUCUUGCUUCCCCGGCUGCGCCCGUGUAAGUGCGUCGUGGCUGUUGAUUCGUCGCGUCAGAUGCUGAGUUACGCGCAACAGCACCAUGAUGCGCAUGAGGUGUUUUUCGAACUUCUGGAUAUAGAACACGGAAAUCCCAACGAGAUUGUCGCAAAGUAUGGACAGUUCGACCGCGUGUACGCGUUCCUGAUAUUUCAUUUCGUAAAAGACCUCAACCAGGCUUACCGAAACGUAUACCAGCUGCUCAGACAGGGCGGAGAAUGUCUCGCCGUCAACUUCAUGAGGACAGGCAUUUCGGAUGUGUGGCAUCAGAUCUACGAGAAGGAGGCGUGGAAGGAGUACGUACCGAACCCAGUCGAAGUUCUGUCGAAGAGAUUCUGCUUCAACGAGGAAGUGCCACAUAAAGCAUUGGUCACUGAUGAGAUGAAUGCAGUUGCAGCUGCUGGACUGGACAUUGUUGAUUGUCAUACGUACACGAGCCAAUGGAUCUUUCCAACCGCCGACGCAUGGCUUGAAAGCUACAUAGGAUUCUUCAAGCUGGACCAGAGGGUACCAGAAGAACGCCGCCGAGAAUUCUGGGACGCACUAAAGAUUGCACUUCUUGAAGAAAUGAAGAAGUCAAGUGACGGAGUUAGCCUAAAAUAUGACAUCAUGGUCACGCACAUGCAAAGGCCUUAUUAAAGAAGCAGGGAGCGAAAACA